AUAAAGGCUGAGGGUCCAAACACAAUGCAGGGCUUUACAUAAACAGGACAUUACAUUGACUAGAUGAUAUUUAAAGGUGUUGUCCCCAUUGGUCUUGUCUCUCUAAUAUGUCAGUCCACUGGUGACUACAGUAAUUCAGUGUAUGGGAUCUCACUGCUGGAGCCAGCUUAAAAUGAACUAGUAUGACAGGACGGAUGCAGUGAGACUUGGUAUAUGUCGACAACCCCAUUUUUGAUGGGAUGCCAAUAUAAACCUAGGACUUUGUGUGAACCCAGUCAUACCCCACUGGUUUUCCAUCCAAUGAGACCACCAAAAAGUUAUUUCAGAUGACUGUGUUUUGAAAUAAAGAAAGAAGUCACCAGGGGAGUAGGGGAGUUCCAUGUCCUGUUGUCUGCUCUACGUGAACAUUUGGAAGAACCAUUUAGCCUCCAAGGCUGAUCAAAUAGGCUCAUAGGAAAAUUAAUUUGGCAAAGAAAGUCUGGACAACUUCAUUAUCUGAUCAACCUCAAGCACAAUACAAGUAUAUGAACAUUACCAUGGGCUGAAAUCUCUACGGUCAACAGAUCCCAUACUGAAACCCAACGUUACAUCAUCUCCCUCCAGCCAUUGAUACUAUAUAAAUGACAGCACCCGAGUACCAGGUACAUCUAUUGAGGAGUCUCAAAACCAAGAUAAUUCAAGAGAUUUGGACACAGCAAGAAUGAAGCCUGUUAUAAUAAGUGUCCUCCUUCUUUCCUUCUUACUCUCCAUUGCUGCUGCUCUCAACUGUUACCACUGUCAUAAGAGAAACUCAGAUACAUGUGAGCACGAAGAAAAGAAAUGUCCAGAGGGAGACCAAUGUAUAACUAUCUCUGAGGAAUACAAAAAUAAUGGGACCUUUCGCUCAAUAUUCAAGGGUUGCUCUCGUGACCUGCCUUGUGAAAAGGAACCAUACGGAAAGGUGAACAAUGACGUCUAUCUUCUGAUCAGCACAAAGUGUUGUGAUAAAGAUCUCUGUAACUCUGAAUUCUAUGAAAUGCCAGAAGAUGAUGAACCCAAUGGAGUUAUAUGUCCAAGCUGCUAUGAAGAAAACACUGCAGAAGAAUGUAAAGGGGACCAUGAGAUCAUGUGCCGGGGAAAAGAUGACAAAUGUUUGACAUUUUCUGGGGACGUCAAGAAACCAGAUGGCAAUAUGGUCACUUACUCAUGUAAAGGAUGCAUAUCUACCUUAGCAUGCCAGUUAGAGCUAAGUCAGAUGAUUGGAGUCCAAGUACUUGACGAAAAGAUUUUUACAUGUGUAGACAACCCGCCGAAACCUCCGGGUGAAGAAGAGAACGAUAAGGAAAAAAUUAAUCUUCUUCCGUAAAUGGAAAUCAAAUGCUUCAUGGGAACUAAGAAGUUGAAUCAGUUUAAUGUGUUCCCCAAAAAUAUUCUUUCUGCUGCUUAUGAAAUCUGUAGAUGAUUCUGCAAAAUUAAAGCA
Hyla sarda is the source of this 1459-nucleotide messenger RNA. Its product is annotated as phospholipase A2 inhibitor gamma subunit A-like. The record is from RefSeq and is a predicted model, not a curated record. Lineage: Eukaryota; Metazoa; Chordata; Amphibia; Anura; Hylidae. The transcript is spliced from 5 exons. Bases 701 to 1345 code for a protein of 214 amino acids.